CACAAGAAAGAGAGAGACAGCAAUUAAAAUAAUAAUAAUAAUUAAAAAUAAUGGCAGCUAGCUCAUCAAGUAUCUCUUCAACUUCAGCUCAUGCGCUCAUUAUUAAUCCAAAACAAGUUAAUAAUCCACUUAUGAAGCACAUUCAUCGCAUCCCGUGGCAGCAAGGCGAUAUUGUGCCGGACUUUGUCAUGGGUCGUACAGUAUGCGGCUUAUUUUUAAGCAUUCGCUACCACUCCCUCCAUCCACAGUACAUUUAUGAGAGACUGGAUAAACUAGGAUCAUUAUAUGAAGUACGUGUACUUCUCCUAUUGGUGGACACACAGCAGUACAAUGGGAUAUUAAAGGAGCUAUCAAAACUGGCGCUAACUGCCGGCUGUACUCUGAUAUUGUGCUGGAGUAACGAAGAAGCUGCAAAGUAUCUGGAAAGUUAUAAAAUAUUUGAAACAAAACCGGCCGACCCUAUCAUGGAAAAUAACUCGUGUGCCGCCACUGAGUGUUUGUCAGCGAUAAAGAAAGUGAACAAAACUGACGCUGCUAGUUUGAUGGCUUUGUAUGGCUCACUGGAUUCUAUUAUCAGAGCUUCUAAAGAAGACAUCACACUCUGCCCUGGACUAGGACCACACAAAGCUGAACAGUUACACCAAUUAUUUCAUGAGCCAUUCCUUAAAUAAUUUAUUUAAGUAGCAUGGUCUACUACAUGUCUACAUGCAUCUCUUAUGACUAAUAACUAUUAUUUUGAUUUUCUUAAUAAUACAUGUGCAUGUGCAUUUACAAGUAUUAUCUAUUAUUUUACUAACAUACCUCAUGCAUCUCAUCCAAA
This is a messenger RNA of Amphimedon queenslandica, 820 nucleotides long. Its product is annotated as DNA excision repair protein ERCC-1-like. NCBI's taxonomy places the organism in Eukaryota, Metazoa, Porifera, Demospongiae, Haplosclerida, Niphatidae. The transcript has a single exon. Gene Ontology annotation, cellular component: nucleus; ERCC4-ERCC1 complex; nucleotide-excision repair factor 1 complex. Gene Ontology annotation, molecular function: single-stranded DNA binding; damaged DNA binding. The record is from RefSeq and is a predicted model, not a curated record. The coding region runs from base 51 to 671 and encodes 206 amino acids. Gene Ontology annotation, biological process: UV-damage excision repair; mitotic recombination.